UAUUGUAUUAAUUUAUUCACUAAUCGUGUUUCCAGCUCCCUCGAAAAAGCAGAUUAAAAUUCUGCAAUAUGGAUAGAGACAGGGACAAUACGGGGGCCUUAUUCUACUGUCGGGCUGGAUUGCUAGAACCACGUUUAUUGUGCCAUACCUUCCCAUCAUCAAGCCACUUUUCUAUGGCAUGUUGCACACCUGCUGUACAUGGACAUAGUCAGCAAAACUGUAAUAUAUUAUGGCCUUCUCCAAUCUGGAAUACAGAUCUCAAUGAUAUUGCUCGGAGAUUGCUCAUUGAACGUCGUUGCGUGAGUGAAAAUAAUUUUAACGAACCGAGACGUGAAGAUAAAAACUUGACCCUGAGAAGUAAUUAUAUGGGUCGUUGCUAUAAUCCUGCUAAAAAUUUGCAAAUAAAUGUCGAAGGUUGGGGAUGUUGUGACAAAACUGACAAUGAACUUGGAGACGAGACUAAACAUCAUAAAAUUCUGUCAGAAAACCGACUUUAUGACGUCAAAAACAACGAAAAUAAUAACGACGACAUAUUUUCGUCUUCUUCCGCUUCAACAAAUACUUUUUCUACUUGUGAUAAUUUAAAUAUUUCAUCAAAAUCUGAUAUUUUAAAAACGGAAUCUGAUGACGAUACUCCCGAUGAAGAUGACGAUAGCCAAGAACACAAAAGCGAACCGUUUUUGAAAUUUGGUGUAAGAGCAAUUCUCGCCAAAAAAUCUCACAAAGAAUCUAAUUCUGGUGUUUUGUCAGGCACCAAAUCAAGUCCAUCUCACAUUCCACCCACCUUACCAUCUCCUCAGCAAUUUGAUCCGAUUGAUCAAUAUAAGAGCUACUUCCAGCAAUUCGCUUUUCCUCUUCAUCGAACUACAUUUGGAUUACCGCAUCACAAUGUGGGCGAAAUAGUUCCUUCCUAUUCGUGGCUUCCUAUAACAACAAGAGGAAAACCUAGACGAGGAAUGCUACGAAGAGCUGUCUUUUCUGACCAUCAACGAAAAUCAUUAGAAAAGAAAUUUCAGCAGCAGAAAUACAUUAGUAAACCGGAAAGAAAGAAACUUGCAAAUAAACUGGGUCUAAAAGAUUCACAAGUUAAAAUCUGGUUCCAAAACCGAAGAAUGAAAUGGAGAAACACAAAAGAGCGGGAACUCCUCGCAAGUGGUGAUGGAAACCGCAAUUCAACUAUUCCUCAUAAAGACAAUCCGAAUCCCGAUCUUACAAACACGAAAAUCGAAACAGUAAGGGUACACACUUCUAUUGUGGACGACAACGAAAAAUCAAUGUCUACUGCUGGUGAAUCAGUGUGCCAUUUAUCCAAGCCUCUAGUAAAUGGUGUGAACCCGGAAGUGGCACCCAACUAUGACGAACCGGAAACGUCAACUUCUAGUAGUUUUCUAAAAUUCUGUCAACGAUAUGAAGGAAAUCCAAUCCCGUAGAUAACUUAAAAAUAAAACCGAGCACAAAAGACAGAGCCAACGUUGGCAGUGGGCGAAGGUAAACUUGAACUUAAAGCCAAGCAACCAGAUGCUGAAUCAACAUUGGUAUUCUGAUAUGCGUGUUGUAAAAAUCAUAGAAAACUUACUAUAUCAAUCAUUACACCACUGUAACGCCACCAACAUCUUAAAUUAGGAUAUGUGUUAAGAGUUGGAUUUGACUUUUAAAGUUGACGAAUGUUAUUUUUAUACAUAAAAAUAUAUUUUGACUUAUUUUGUAUAUUUUCUGCUACUUGUGCUCACAAUAUAAUUGAGUUAUUUUUCGCCUAAAAUUGGAGUUUCCUGUAAAAAAAUUACAAAAAACCUUGGCAAAUGAUCGUGUACAUACAAAUCAUCCAGUUAGUUGGUUCAUAUUCACAAAAUCUGCUUUCGUUGGUCAAUAUAAAAAGUUUCGAAGUUCGUUAAUGAGAAAACAAACGCUGCUCAUGUAGCGCGCUGUGUGACAACAAUGGAAUUUUGAUGAUAAAAUAAUGCCACAGUCAAAUUUCAGUAAAUGUGUCGCGCUUUUGAUAUAGGGAGAUUGGUUGUACUAUAAACCAUUACAAUGCUGCUUUACAUUGCUUUUUUAUAUGAUGUAGUGAUAAGAAAAUGUCCAUGUAGAGCAUUAUUUCUACAAUACUUCCGAACUUUGAACUCUUGAAACGAGGACCACGAGUAUCGAAUAUGUUCCUAAUUUAAGUCUACAUUCUAUUGUAUAUAUCUUGUUAUUUAGAAUUGUCGAUGCAAAAAUUAAAUUUUGUAAUAAGUGUCUUUAAACUA
Messenger RNA from Styela clava, 2246 nucleotides. RefSeq lists its product as uncharacterized. The record is from RefSeq and is a predicted model, not a curated record. NCBI's taxonomy places the organism in Eukaryota, Metazoa, Chordata, Ascidiacea, Stolidobranchia, Styelidae. Gene Ontology annotation, molecular function: DNA-binding transcription factor activity, RNA polymerase II-specific; DNA binding. Gene Ontology annotation, biological process: regulation of transcription by RNA polymerase II.